Messenger RNA from Suncus etruscus (white-toothed pygmy shrew), 1012 nucleotides. RefSeq names its product lysophospholipase like 1 (gene LYPLAL1). Gene Ontology annotation, biological process: protein depalmitoylation. Gene Ontology annotation, molecular function: carboxylic ester hydrolase activity; palmitoyl-(protein) hydrolase activity. The record is from RefSeq and is a predicted model, not a curated record. Gene Ontology annotation, cellular component: cytoplasm. The transcript is spliced from 5 exons. The coding region runs from base 12 to 731 and encodes 239 amino acids. Lineage: Eukaryota; Metazoa; Chordata; Mammalia; Eulipotyphla; Soricidae.
GCCAAGUGGCCAUGGCGGCCGCAUCGGGCUCUGUGCGCCUGCAGCGCUGCUUGGUGUCUCCGGCCGGUAGACACAGUGCGUCUCUCAUCUUCCUGCACGGCUCAGGUGAUUCUGGACAAGGAAUGAGAAGAUGGAUCAAACAGGUUUUAAAUCAUGAUUUAACAUUCCAGCACAUCAAAAUCAUUUACCCAACAGCGCCUCCCAGGCCUUACACACCUAUGAAGGGCGGCAUCUCCAAUGUCUGGUUUGACCGACUGAAAAUCUCUAUUGAUUGCCCUGAGCACCUCGAGUCCAUUGACAAAAUGUGCCAGGUACUCACGGAUUUGAUUAAUGAGGAAGUCAAAAGUGGCAUUAAUAAGAACAGAAUCUUAGUAGGAGGAUUUUCAAUGGGAGGGUGUAUGGCCAUGCAUCUAGCCUAUAGAAGUCAUCAAGAUGUGGCAGGAGUAUUUGCUCUUUCUAGUUUUCUGAAUAAAGACUCUGCUGUUUACCAGGAUCUUCAGAAGGUGGACAGUGCCCUUCCUGAAUUAUUUCAGUGCCAUGGUACUUCAGAUGAGUUGGUCCUUCAUUCAUGGGGAGAAGAGACGAAUUCCAUGUUAAAAUCUCUGGGUGUGAACACCAAGUUUCAGAGUUUACCAGGCGUUUACCACGAGCUGAACAGAACUGAGCUAGAACACCUGAGGUCCUGGAUUCUUACAAAGCUACCAGGAGAAGUAGAAACGCAAAAGGAAUGAGUGAGAAUCAAUGAAUAUCCAUGAGUAUAUGAUAUAGUGGAUAUAUCACUGUGAAAAGUGAUAUCUGCCAGAUUAUAACUUCAUAGUGAUCAUGGAAAUCUUUGGAAAUACCAUUAGUGAUGAGUUUUGUGCUUGGAAUACUUGGCAUGGAAGAAUGUUAUGUUCAUAAUGAUAACUUUCACAAAUUUCUUUAUAAUUUUUUGGGUACAUUUUUGUGAAUUUAGGAAACCCAAGUAAUUUUGAUUGUAAAUCUUAAACAUAAUUGAAAAAAUAAAGACAAC